UGUCCCGUCUGCGCGCAGCUCAGUCAGACAGCAGAGAGCAGCUGCAGCAGAAGGCUCGUGUUAAGUUUCACUGCAUUGCGAUUUCAAAUAUCGAUUAUUUUACCCACAUAAGCCACCCGAAUAAGCUUGACUAGGCAACCAAAUAUCAUAGAAGAAAAUGGUUGAUCGCGAGCAGCUGGUGCAGAAAGCCAGGCUGGCUGAACAGGCUGAGCGGUAUGAUGACAUGGCAGCUGCUAUGAAGUCGGUCACAGAGCUGAACGAGGCCCUGUCCAAUGAGGAAAGGAACCUCCUGUCAGUGGCCUACAAGAACGUGGUGGGCGCCCGUCGCUCCUCCUGGAGGGUGAUCUCUAGUAUUGAGCAGAAGACCUCUGCUGAUGGCAAUGAGAAGAAGAUUGAGAUGGUGAGGGCCUACAGGGAGAAGAUCGAGAAGGAGCUGGAGGCCGUGUGCCAGGAUGUGCUCAACCUCCUGGACAACUUCCUGAUCAAGAACUGCAGCGAGACGCAGCACGAGAGCAAAGUGUUCUACCUGAAGAUGAAAGGCGACUACUACCGGUACCUGGCUGAGGUGGCCACAGGGGAGAAGAGGGCCACCGUGGUGGAGUCUUCGGAGAAGGCCUACAACGAGGCUCACGAGAUCAGCAAGGAGCACAUGCAGCCCACCCACCCCAUCCGCCUGGGCUUGGCUCUCAACUACUCUGUGUUUUACUACGAGAUCCAGAACGCCCCGGAGCAGGCCUGCCAUCUGGCCAAGACCGCCUUCGAUGACGCCAUCGCUGAGCUAGACACCCUCAACGAGGACUCCUACAAAGACUCCACUCUCAUCAUGCAGCUGCUCCGAGACAACUUGACACUGUGGACAAGUGACCAGCAGGACGAUGAGGGAGGCGAGGGCAACAAUUAAAGAGAAACCACACUUCAAAAAAAUUUGAGAAAAUCCUGAAGGGCCAGUGGACUUUGGCAGCUGCUAUUGCCGAUGAUACUACCGCAGCAGCAAUUCUUUAUUUUUCCAUGUGUUAAAUGAAAAGAAUCAAAAGAGGGGUGAGAGUGGAGGUUAAAUCUUAGUUUAAAUAUAUAUAGAGAGAAAUAUAUAUAUACAGUUGAAAGGGGCCUCCGUCUUCUUGAUUUUCUCUUUGACAUUUGCCAAAACCAUGGAGGUGUCAGUCAGUCAGCCUGAAGUGGUUAUGUUGGAUUGAAACGGCAGCCUCACACUGGCAUAGGAACCGAUUUUGUUCCGUCAAGAAAAGCUGCUUACUUAGGUUUUUUUGCGUGAUAGAGAUGCAUUUGAGUCACACGAGAGAGAAAAUGCUUGAAUGGGAAUGCCUCACUUAACUCGUUUGCAUUGGUUCCAGUUCCAGACUCCACAACGAGAGAAAAACCUUUGGUGUCACGCUCAUCAGAAGAAAGUUCCAAACCAGUAAAGCCCACGCUAAAUUUUUGAAGAUAAAUAACACGGCAUUGAAAAAAAGAUGGAUUUGACUAAGGCUCUUCCCUUUGAAAAAAAAAAAAAAAGAAAAUCCAAACAUUUGGUGGAGGAGUCUGUUAAAUGUCACUGGAACCAUCCGAUUCUUUUGGAGGUGAAGAUCAUUGACGGGAGAGACUUAUAAAGACUUAAAAAAAAUUAAGAUGAAAAGCAGCUUCAGAGUUUGUGGUUUACUUCUGUGUUUGUUUUAUUCAAUGCACUUGCCUACUAUACUGUUUCUUCAGUGUAAGACAACAAUAAUAUCGAUUAUUCAGUAUUGUGCAUGCUGGUGAUGUAUUUAUAUACAGUAGCUUGACUUUAUAAACUUAUACUGUGGGUGUUGAGUAUUCAUAUGAUUGAGAAAAACACGCUUUAUUGAUUUCUAAUUUAUUUCACUUUGACUAUGGUUUAUGAUUUGCUAUACCAAAUGGUGGUGGUAAAAACCUUUACCUAUAAUGGGCGUUGCUAUAGUAACAUGUGUAUUUUGUUUGUUAAAGAACAGGGGGAAAAAAAGAAAAGAAAAACCCACCAGUUCUCACUUAAUCUUACCAGCUGGUGUUUGUCUCAUUAAAGUAUGAUAACGGUAUUUUUGUUUUUUUUAACAGUUUUGUUUUUGUCAUGCUUUUGAAUUUUAAUAAUGGUGAAUUUUUGCAGGCUUCAGUGUUUCUGUUAUAAACUCACAAACAUGGACCAUGAUUUCUUUCUGACAGUUCACUAUUUUUCUUCUUUUUUUAUACCUUUUAGCUGUUCCUAAGUGACAAAAUAUCUUGAAUGUGAGUCAUUAUGUAGCAGUUGCACAAGAACCGAAAUAAUAGCUAUGAUAAUAAAAAAAGCUUAUGACUAAAAUUA
Messenger RNA from Oryzias latipes (Japanese medaka), 2308 nucleotides. It is a transcript of the gene ywhag2, whose product is annotated as 3-monooxygenase/tryptophan 5-monooxygenase activation protein, gamma polypeptide 2. The record is from RefSeq and is a predicted model, not a curated record. NCBI's taxonomy places the organism in Eukaryota, Metazoa, Chordata, Actinopteri, Beloniformes, Adrianichthyidae.